AGUGCAGCGCUUCGCCAGUGGUGCACAGUUCCUUAAUGACGUGGUGCUACCGUAACGGGCUCCGACCUCAUCCAAGACCAAGACGAAUGAAAGCAGCUGUUCCAUAUGCCUACACUAACACAAGGCCCGUCAGCAGAGGAUUGCAGCCACGGCAGCAGUUGCUUUCAGACAGCCUCACGACGCUCGCGGCCCCAAGCAUCCGCAGGACCAUCCGCGGCAAGCAACUCUCAGCUUCACCCAAUAUCCCGACGCCAGCAACCGGCGACGAACCAGCGGAAGCGACGGGGGCCGCCCGACGAUGACAGUGCCGAGGAACGCACCGGCUACAGUGUGACGGCGGCACCGGAACCGGACGACGAUGCCGACGUGGCACCGAUCGCCGUCCCCGCCAGUGACCCGAACAGUGCAGAGUUAAGUGUUGUGGACGGUAAAACGCGCCGCUACAGUCGGAUCAGCAUGAUCAUUAUUUAUGGGCGCGAAGCGCUCUGCAUUCUCGCCCUACUGCUCACCACGUACGCCACGAUUCAGAACACGCCGCCGAAGGUGGCCAAAGCUCCAGCACCGGUGCCAUUCUUUUCGCGCGGUUCACUUGUAUCAGACUUCCCUUCCGGUGCCCUCGGUACGGCACAAGCGCGAGUGGCCGUCACGGAGCUAUCGUUCGUCUUCUACUACGCUCCGUGGUGCGCCGAGAGUCAGUAUGCGCGCCAAGCGUACGAAGCCGUCGCCCAGCUCUACCACCGGGAGGCUCACUUUGUGGCGAUCAACUGUUGGCAGCCAGGCGGCGAGUGUCGGCAGCGGUACACGAAGGUGCUCUCGUGGCCGGUGCUGAUGGCGUACCAACCGAACGGGUUUGUGAUCCAAUACCACCAAGCGUGGACGGCCGGUGCCCUUUCGCGGUUCGUCCAAUCGUUGGUGGCACCCCUGCAGCGGUUCGUUAAUCCUGCCGACCUGAUGGAUCGAAUGACCGGCAAGGAUGCUGUGAUCGUCGCAUUCCUUGAGGUGAGCAACGACAGCAAACUUUACCACCAGUACUAUCAGGCGGCCGUCAAGUGGCUCGAGAAGGAUCCGUUCCAGGAGGUUUCAUUCGGGGUCGUGACGGGCGAGUCCUGCAAGCUGUUUGGCGUCGAAACGCAACCUUCCAUUCGGCUGUACUUGUGGAAUGAAACAAUCGAGUACGUCGGUAAGGAAUCGUGGACACCGAGGGAGCUGAACGGUUGGCUCGUUAAACAUCUGCAGGUCGUCUCGAUGUGGAUCGCACCGCCCGGGACGAAAUCCAGCACGAUCGCACCGUACUUCCGGCAGGGUCCGGUUCUGUUUCUCUUCAAUCCGCGGCCACUGUAUGCCGAGGGAGACAGUUCCGAUGCGUACAUGAUGCUCCGGCAGCUCAGUAUGCACUAUUACAACUGUGCCGGUGAUACAUGGGUCCAGGAAAUGGCCCGUGAAUACAUCGCCGAACAGCGUCUGGUCGCCCUCGAGCGGUACACUCACCGAAAGGUCCAAUGUGGAUCCAUUCUGGGGCGACACCCGUCGCAGGAUGACGACGAAGGAAGAGGGGCCGAUGGUCGCCGUCGACGCCGUGGCGGGAUCGAUCGAUCCACCGUGUCCGUUUCGUUUGUGAAUGUGCUCAAUUCGUCAAAGUUUGCCGAUGGAAGAAAGCUUGCGGGCCACUCCGGAGGAUCGGAACCCGAUUCCGCGUACUGUGACAUAGCCCCGGCACUGGCCGGAAGGUGCCAACCGACGGAAAGCUGCGGAGCCCGUUUCGGUCCCGAAAGGAAACCAUCCCUGCGGUGGAGCGGUACAGGGCAGCAGCAGCAGGAAGAAGAAGAUGGGUGUCCGGCAAGGGCACGCCCUACACCGGAGGCUUCCGAGGUGGUCACUUCAAGUGCAAUCGACUCGACGCACGACUAUCGGGGUCCGAAAUUGCUCACCAAACAGUACCUCCGCCGGCAGUGUGAGUUGUUUCGGUUGGCGGAGGGAGAUGGAACGCACUUGUUCUACACGGAGCCGGAAGGCGAAUCGGACGCAAUCUACGCUGCGGUCGGUGGAUUGUCGUGCAAGCAUAACAAAACCCUCACCUUCCUCAGUAUGGACAGCUCGCUGUACCAUUCGUUUAGCGAGCGGCUUGGGAUCGACGUGCUGCAGGAACCGAACCGAACCGUGGCCUUCAUCGUCGACGCCGAGAACGAAUCGACGUACGCGCUACGGUCACCCAUUAACCUGCGGACGUUGGCACGUUUCGUGCACGAUUACUACAACCGCAGCUUGGAACGCUUUCAACGAUCGUCCAACAACCGCUACGAGCACACGCAUCACUUCGACGCGAAUGAGUCCCGGAGGCACCAGGAGCAAUUGCUUGCGGAACUCAACCGUACCCGGGAACGGGAAGCGAGCGAAAGAAGACAGAAACAGGCCAGCAACGCAGAGGCUCAAACUAAUGGCUCGGAACCGUCGAUGGUGGUAAACGAUUCCACGGAGACACCACCGACAGCGGCUCCGGUGGCACCGCGGGAGUAUCACUCGAUACGGGAAAUCUAUUCGACCAACUUUCGGCGCGUCGUGCUCGAGACGAACCGCACGGUGGUGGUAAACUUUUACUCGAUCCAGUGUGCCUUCUGCGGCAUCCUGUCGCACUACUUGCUCACGGUGUCGCGCUUACUGCGUCACCAACCGCACCUCGAGUUCGUGCGCAUUGACGGUGAGCGCAACGAUCUCGACUGGGAGUACACAAUGGAUGUGUUUCCUGCGCUCAUCAUCUUCCCCGGUCCCGGCAGGAAAUCGGAAAGCCGUAUCUUUCCGCAGACCGAACGAAUCAAUGUGCCGAACGUGCUUAGCUUCGUGCUGUCCAAUCUCAGCCCUACCGAGCGUUUGCAUGCCACCUUCCUGCUCUGCAGCACCGCGAAUAAGGCCUCCAGUACCGAUUGCCUCAACAUGUUGCAGCACGAACUGAGUGACGGCAUUCGGGUGGGAUUGCGCGACUGGCGUCGGCAACCGUGCGCCCGGGAGCGAAUCUUACGCCGGCUGCAGCUGUUGAAGCACUCCUACCUGGACACGCUCCGCUGUCUUAGUCAUUCCUGUGAUCUGAACCGGUUGGCGAACAGCAGAAAGCAGAUUCUGCAACUGUGGCCGAUCGUCGCUCCGUCGGAGAGGGUCUGCUAAAGGGUCCUUUCGCGCUGUUUUGCGGUUACGUUAUGUUUGUUGAUUAUUUUAAUGCAAUUCCAAUGAUGAAUCAUUAUAAUUUAAUUCGUUCUCCUGCAAUAUGCUUUAUUAGUUCAGCAGCCGUUCUGACCAUAAUAAUUGUAGCUAGUUAUAUUGUGUUGAGUUUGCUUGCACCAUCGCUGCAUUCGGUGCACGCAUUCUCCUUUUUGUGGCCACUGAUAAACCAUUUCUAUUGUUAGUGUUCGUUUCCCUCUUUCGUUCGUCUUCCUUCCUCAUCCGUUGCGGAGCGUCAGGAAGUUAUAAAAAGUAAAAGAGUAAUGUUUGCUCAUCUUGAAAAACAGAAAAAAGUUGAUAUUAAAUACCUGGCACGGGUACACCUUACGGAGCCAACUCUGGGCGGCCCUGGAAAGCAACAGUGUCAUGCGGACACUGUCCGUUUCAGGCUGGAAACCUUAUGUUGUACAUAACUUUAGUAAGUGCGCGGUGCCACGCGUGGCACAGGAGAUUGCAAGAGACUCAGAGGCGGAAGCAAAGUAACACAAAUACGAAGCUGCACUCCGAGGCGCGAAAGUUUACGCC
Anopheles cruzii is the source of this 3735-nucleotide messenger RNA. RefSeq lists its product as uncharacterized. The record is from RefSeq and is a predicted model, not a curated record. The transcript has 5 exons. The coding region runs from base 106 to 3156 and encodes 1016 amino acids. NCBI's taxonomy places the organism in Eukaryota, Metazoa, Arthropoda, Insecta, Diptera, Culicidae.